CACCUUCCAUCCAUAGUUAUUAUCACACACACACACACACUCUCUCUCUCUCUCUCUCAAUUAUUGAUCAUAAUAAUGAAGACUCUUCUCCUCUCUCUGUGUUUUCUUUUCUUCUUCGCCAUUUCAGCUGCUCAAGACCAAGAUUUGCGAGUUUUUGAUACCAAUGGAGAUCAGCUGAAGGCCGGAGAGAAGUACUACAUUGUGUCUUCCAUCCGAGGUGCCGGCGGCGGCGGCCUUUUUCUCUCCAACUACAGCGCCGGAGGUUGCGAAAUCACCGUGGUUCAAUCAGGUAACGACCUCUAUAGGGGCAUUCCAUGGAGCUUCCAUCCUCCAAGUCCCGAGCAAGCCUUCAUCUAUGUCUCCCAGUCCCUCAAUGUCAAGGCAGCCAACCCCCCGGCGUCGUGCACCAACGCCACCUCAUGGAGCAUCGGCACACUCGACAGCGCCUCUGGAGGGCUGCUAAUCCAACUCACCGGAACUCGCGGUUUUCCUAGCUGCACGACAUACCAAAACUGGUUCAAGAUCGAGAGGGGCAGAUUUUCGGAUACCUACAAGUUCGUGUUCAACCCUGUUGACAUCUGCUCGCCCGCCACCGAGAAUUUCAAUUUGAGCUUAGCAUUCCCGUCGGGAGCGAGGACUCUUGUGCUGCCCUUCGACAAGAACACCAUCUCCUUCGACUUCGAGUUCUUUAAGGCAGAAGGUAGUAGUAACAAAGCCUAUGUGCAGUAAGGAAUUGAGUGAAGGAAUAAAUUUACAUGGAUCGACCAUGGCUGCUACUGUUGUGCUGUUCUGUCUCUUUGGGUUCUUAUUACGAUAAAUAAAACUUGUUCUUGAGAUGAUUGUUGGGGGAGAGAUAGACAGCAGAUGGUGUGUGUCUUAUGUAUGUCUUGUUGGAGAUUCAUCUAACCAGAAAUAAAUUUCUAGCUACUA
This is a messenger RNA of Andrographis paniculata, 930 nucleotides long. RefSeq names its product 21 kDa seed protein-like. The record is from RefSeq and is a predicted model, not a curated record. The transcript is spliced from 2 exons. The coding region runs from base 76 to 729 and encodes 217 amino acids. NCBI's taxonomy places the organism in Eukaryota, Viridiplantae, Streptophyta, Magnoliopsida, Lamiales, Acanthaceae. Gene Ontology annotation, molecular function: endopeptidase inhibitor activity.